AGUUUACAAAAAUUACGUUGAAAAGUGAGAAUCUAAACAAAAUGAGUGAUGAAUAAUGACUGAGCCAAAACUCACAGGAUUUUCAAAAAUCAGGCCCCUGGGGACCUCAUUCCGAGUACCUUCAAGAUCUGCAGAAGACAGGUUAGGGUUGGAGCUGAAUCCCUGUCUGCUGUACGGUCUAGAGACACCAAGAAAAAAGUUGAGGGGAGAAGGAAGGGAAUCGAUCAGUAAAUCUGAUGAGUGGAGAGUGGAAGAAACUGUUGAUAGUUGGGUUGAGACUGAGCACCGUGGCGUGAUGCAGACCCUUGACCGGCGCAUAUCAGCUAGCUCGGACCAACUGGAUACACUACGCCGAGAACGUCGAGCUGCAGCUAGGCCUGUCAGAACCAGAUCCAGCUAUAGACAUCUAGAUAUACCAGACAAAACUAGGCAUCUAGAUAUACCAGACAAAACUAGACAUCUAGAUAUACCAGACAAAACUAAGCACAGUAAGACCCCGUUUGAAAUGUUCCUAGAGGAUGAUGGACCCUACUCAAGAAAACUCUAUGGACCUGUUCAGGUAUAA
Messenger RNA from Eurytemora carolleeae, 565 nucleotides. RefSeq lists its product as uncharacterized. The record is from RefSeq and is a predicted model, not a curated record. The coding region runs from base 56 to 565 and encodes 169 amino acids. The transcript has 6 exons. NCBI's taxonomy places the organism in Eukaryota, Metazoa, Arthropoda, Copepoda, Calanoida, Temoridae.